AUGCCUCAGCUGCCGUCGCCCGGCGGCGGCGGGGGGAGCGGCAGCGACGACUUGGGCGCCCCGGACGAGCUCAUCCCCUUCCAGGACGAAGGCGACGAGCAGGACAAGGGCGCCGGGGGGCGCGGCUCGGCCCACGGGGACUUGGACGAGCUCAAGUCGUCGCUGGUGAACGAGUCGGAGAACCGCGGCGGCGGCGGCGGCAGCGCCUCAGGCUCCGACUCUGAGGCAGAGAGGCCGCCUCAGCAACCUCGGGAAAACUUCCAGAAGCCCCGGGACUCUUUAUCCGAAGCAAUCAGAAGACAGCAGGAUGGAGGUUUUUUUAAAGGGACUCCCUAUCCAAGUUAUCCCUUCUUGAUGAUUCCAGAGCUAGGAAGCCCCUACUUGCCCAAUGGAGCCUUGUCCCCAAGUGGUGCUCGCACAUAUCUGCAGGUGAAGUGGCCGCUACUUGAUGUACCAGCUGGAGCUACACUGAAGGAUGCAAGAUCUCCCUCUCCUGCACACUUAUCAAACAAAGUUCCUGUGGUGCAACACCCACAUCAUAUGCACCCACUGACGCCACUUAUCACCUACAGCAAUGACCACUUCUCGCCAGGCUCCCCACCUUCUCAUCUUUCUCCAGAGAUUGACCCCAAAACAGGAAUUCCACGACCACCUCACCCUUCAGAACUGUCUCCUUAUUACCCAUUGUCUCCCGGCGCCAUUGGCCAAAUUCCUCAUCCCUUGGGGUGGCUUGUACCACAGCAAGGACAGCCAGUAUAUUCCAUUCCUCCAGGUGGGUUCAGACACUCAUACCCUGCCUUGGCUAUGAAUGCCUCAAUGUCCAGCUUAAUAUCCAGCAGGUUUUCUCCACACAUGGUUCCUCCUCCUGCUCAUGGACUUCAUCCCUCAGGAAUCCCACAUCCCACCAUUGUGUCACCCAUAGUUAAACAAGAGCCCACACAGCCCAGCUUGAGCCCUGAAGGGAACUCAAAAACGCCUGUCAUUGUCAAAAAGGAAGAGGAGAAGAAACCCCAUAUAAAGAAACCUCUGAAUGCGUUCAUGUUGUACAUGAAGGAGAUGCGAGCCAAGGUGGUGGCAGAGUGUACACUGAAGGAGAGCGCAGCUAUCAAUCAGAUCCUAGGAAGAAGGUGGCAUUCGUUGUCUCGUGAGGAGCAAGCCAAAUACUAUGAACUAGCUCGGAAGGAGAGACAGCUUCAUUCUCAGCUAUACCCUACCUGGUCUGCACGCGAUAACUAUGGUAAGAAAAAGAAGAGAAAAAGAGAGAAACAACCUCAACAGCAAAUCCAAGAAACAGGAAAUUCUGUGGCCUCAAAGAAUAAGAAGCCAUGUGUGCAGUACCUGUCUGCUGAGAAAUCCUGUGACAGCCCUGCAUCCUCUCAUGGCAGCAUGCUAGAUUCUCCAGCCACCCCCUCUACAGCAUUGGCAUCGCCUGCAGCUCCUGCUGCCACCCAUUCUGAACAGGCUCAGCCCCUCUCCCUCACCACCAAACCCGAGGCCAGAGCCCAGCUGUCUCUGCACUCAGCUUCUUUCCUAUCAAGCAAAGCUGCCGCCUCUUCCUCUAGCUUGACUAGCCAGUCAUCACUCCUCUCUAGACCCCUCCCAUUCUCCUCAAUUGCCUCCACAGCUCUCCUGACCACGCCUCCUUCCUUUGCAGCCAUUCCUUCUCCUCAGGCUGCCUUGGCUAUGUUGCAGGCGCAACCGCUGUCCUUGGUAACCAAACCGACUGACUGAGGAAAACUCCCAUCCUGCAUCCCUGCUGAAGCCACAAUUGAGAUUACAAAGCAAAUAAGCCAUUUAUUGGUCAAUAUUUGACCCUUUCGGAACUCUUCCAUAAGGUGACUCUUGAGGAAGAAGGUGCUCUACUCUCGGAGUUGUUUUCAGUAGUCUGUCUAAAGACUAUUUUUUUAUUUU
Molecule: messenger RNA, 1911 nt
Organism: Euleptes europaea (tarantolino)
Lineage: Eukaryota; Metazoa; Chordata; Lepidosauria; Squamata; Sphaerodactylidae
Gene: TCF7L1
Product: transcription factor 7 like 1
Exons: 12
Coding region: 1-1731 (576 amino acids)
Biological process (GO): regulation of transcription by RNA polymerase II; canonical Wnt signaling pathway
Cellular component (GO): beta-catenin-TCF complex
Molecular function (GO): RNA polymerase II cis-regulatory region sequence-specific DNA binding; DNA-binding transcription factor activity, RNA polymerase II-specific
Source: RefSeq, a predicted model, not a curated record